Scophthalmus maximus (turbot) is the source of this 2406-nucleotide messenger RNA. RefSeq names its product T-box transcription factor 22 (gene tbx22). The record is from RefSeq and is a predicted model, not a curated record. Gene Ontology annotation, cellular component: nucleus. Lineage: Eukaryota; Metazoa; Chordata; Actinopteri; Pleuronectiformes; Scophthalmidae. Gene Ontology annotation, biological process: regulation of transcription by RNA polymerase II; cell fate specification; positive regulation of DNA-templated transcription. The transcript is spliced from 8 exons. Bases 308 to 1927 code for a protein of 539 amino acids. Gene Ontology annotation, molecular function: RNA polymerase II cis-regulatory region sequence-specific DNA binding; DNA-binding transcription factor activity, RNA polymerase II-specific.
CGCUGCGCUCUUCCCUCCCCUCUCUGUGACGCGCAGAGGGAACCAGAGGAACAAGCCCUCUAUACCAGACAGAGAGGAAAGGGGAGACACAGGAACGGAUAAAGAAGGACGAGAGGGAAAUGUUGUGGCGAGGAGGAAAGGCGUGCCAGUAAUCAAGGAUUUUGGAUGAAGGUGCGCGUCUUGGAGAACACAUGGGAACGCAUCGGAUCAAUUACGCAGCGUCACGGAGAAAAGGGUCUCCCUGAGGUGGUGGUGCUGCUGCUGCUGCUGCUGCUGCUGCUGCCUGUUCUGCCCCGUCCUGCCCUGAAUGAGUCGGGAGCCGUGUGCGGGACGAAGUCAAAGUUCAGACGGAUAUAAGGCUCGUGGGGAGACGGGAUCUUUGGUCAAGAUGCAGGGUCUGAGCUCCCGGGCUCACGCGUUCUCGGUGGAGGCGCUGGUCGGGAAGCCCUGCAAGAGGAUGAAAGUGUCGGAGGGACACGAGUCAAGUUCGGCGGGAGACACCGGCGGCGACACGAGCAUCUUCACCGGCCUGCGCGAGUGUCCGGGCGGCCAGGUGAAGAAAGCAGGUUCAACGCCGCAGCAGCGGCGGCCGGAGGAGAGCUCCUGUGAGCCGCGGGGACAGGCUGUCCGGUCGGGGCCGGAGGAGGCUGGCCCGGAAGGAGGGGAGGGCAAGCCGAGGGAGAGCGACUGCCGGCCGGACAGAGAGGUCCGAGUAGAGCUGCAGGGCUCCGAGCUGUGGAAGAGAUUCUACGAGAUCGGAACCGAGAUGAUCAUCACCAAAGCUGGGAGGAGGAUGUUUCCCUCGGUGCGCGUCAAAGUGCGCAAUUUGGACCCGUGUCAGCAGUAUUAUAUCGCCAUGGAUGUCAUGCCCGUGGACUCCAAACGCUACAGGUACGUGUACCACAGCUCCCAGUGGAUGGUGGCUGGGAACACGGACCACUCCUGCAUCUCCCCGCGGCUCUACGUGCACCCGGACUCGCCGUGCGCAGGCGAGACGUGGAUGCGUCAGGUCAUCAGCUUCGACCGGGUCAAGCUCACCAACAACGAGAUGGACGACAAGGGACAUAUUAUUCUUCAGUCGAUGCACAAGUACAAGCCCCGGGUGCACAUCAUCCGGCACGACCCUCGGAUGGACCUGUCUCAGAUCCAGUCGCUGCCCGCCGAGGGAGUGCACAGCUUUUCCUUCCCGGAGACGGAGUUCACCACGGUCACGGCCUAUCAGAAUCAACAGAUCACGAAACUGAAGAUCGACAGGAACCCGUUCGCCAAGGGCUUCAGAGAUCCAGGAAGGAACAGAGGGGUGUUGGAUGGCUUACUGGAGUCCUAUCCCUGGAGAAGCCCUCUCAGCUUGGACUUCAAGCCAUUCACCAUACAGCUCCAAGGGAGCUCAGGGCCCCUGACCGGCGGCCUGAAGGGCCUCCUGCCUUUCUCCUCAUCCCCAUCCCUUCACCCGUUCGCCGUCUCCGCGCUCUCCUGCCAGGAUUCCUCCCUCCACACCCUCGCUCUCCCCCUCUACGGCAAGACCUCCAUCACCUCGCCCAGCGCCUCCCCGCUGCCCAGCAGGGCCUUCGCCUCCCUGGCAGCCGACCGACUGAGAGGCCUGCCUCCGCCCUCUCCGCUCGGAGACUUCCCGCUCCUCUCCGCUCUGCAGGGAAAGAAACCUCCCCACUGCAGGGACCCCUGUCUUCACGGAACUGCAGGGAGCCCCCCCUGCCUCAUCCCCCUACACAGCCCCUUCAGCCCCCAGGGGCCUUCUCUCCUGCCUCAUCUCUCUGACACUGCGGGCCCCUACUGUCUGUACCGCUACAGCUUCCCCCUGAGCCCCCAACUCGCUGCUAUAUCCCGGCACGCCAAGCUAGCUGAAGACACCACAGACUGUCUGCUGCGCCAGUCUCCAUGGCACCCGACCACCAACCACUGCCUCUGACAGCUGGACCGCACUUGCAGGCUGUGGCCCAUUGAGUGUUAGAAGCCAAAGCUUAUUGCAGAGAGGGGCCGAUUCCCUUUGAGCAAGACUCUAAGGAGCAACGAACACAGAAGUCUGGGGGAGUUAUGUAUUUUCAAAAACUAUUUUGUACAGAGUGUUGGAUUUACCAGCACAAAAACUGAUCCUGAAGCAGACUGUGAGAAGUUCCUCUUCAGCUAGACCACAAAAGACCAACAUUGGAGUAAACAGAAAUGUAGGCAGGAUGCUUCUUUUUUUUUUUUUUAAAUUUGGGAUAGUGGGUCUCUAUGGCGCAGCAGACCUAACUGCGUCACUCGCCGUAACAGUGUUACCAAAGAGCAUCAGCAAUAGGACCCGAGGUAUGUAAUAUAACUGUUGAUGAAAACAAGACUGACUGUUAAACUGACCGCAAGUGCCCAUUAAACUAUUUUUCAUAUUCUACUUUUUUUGUUCAGAUCAUA